Physella acuta is the source of this 2745-nucleotide messenger RNA. Its product is annotated as toll-like receptor 1. Gene Ontology annotation, molecular function: signaling receptor activity; protein binding. Gene Ontology annotation, cellular component: plasma membrane. Lineage: Eukaryota; Metazoa; Mollusca; Gastropoda; Physidae. The record is from RefSeq and is a predicted model, not a curated record. Gene Ontology annotation, biological process: signal transduction.
AUGUCGUGCUCGUGUGUUCUAUUUUUAUCCGUGCUGCCGGCCGCUGUUGUGUACAGUCUGCUCUACGUCCCGCCCCGGUGGACGAGAGUCUGCCAGACCAACGAAUCCCGUCCAGCCGACUCGGCAGGAACUCACCUCAACCUGACCCUGACAUGCGCCAUCACGCCUAAAGACUUCCCGUGGAAACUAAUGGACCUCCGUGUUUGGAUUAUGACGAGCCGCAUUAACGCAAUGACCGGCGCCAACAACCGAACAGUUCACUACCACAUCCAAGUUACCUGUCAAUCAGGUGCGAACGUCUCCGUGCCAUGGCCGAUGAAGGUACCUGGUCUCAGAGAACUCAGAAUCUAUUAUUGCGUUCUUUUAGACAGGUACGCUAAUUACUAUGACACAGUCGAUCCGACUUUACCGGAUGAGCUACGGGUGUUGGAAAUUCAUCAUUCGCGAUGGGCGAUCUCGAUGAGAAACAUCGUUCUGGAGAAUUCUAUGGGCGGUAUAAACAUCAGCGACGAGUACGACUGCGGUCAGGCCAGGAGUCUGGAGAUCAUCAUCAACAGAAACGUGUCUGAUUUUUUACCGGACGAUUUGCUGCUCGGGGUUAAGAAAAACACAACCGCGGCGCCCAAACUCGAGAAACAGCUCAGCGACUUUUUUUCCGAGCCGGUCGACGAGGCCGGAAAUUCCGGCACGGUGAAACCGGAAACGCGGUUGAUCAAAGACGCGGAGAAAGUCGUGUCGGAUCAGGUGAACCUGAACGCCGACGCCUCCAAGUCUAAACAACCGUCGCCUAGCAACCAGGUAAUCAACGAGACCUUGUCCAGGCAAGCCAAAGCGGAUUUUCUGGAACUGCUGAAGAAAUCCGUGAACACGAAAACGAAAUGCAACUACACGAAGCUGCGAGUUCUGGAAGAAAGCCAGGCCUCGCUGACGCCGAGCGAGUUCUUCGAGUUCCUGGUCCAGACAUCUGACCACCCCGUCUUGGAGGUCAUGAACUACUCCUACAUCGGCAUGACGGAAGUGCCCAGAGAACUCUCCCAAUGGCGGAGGUUCUUCCCCAGGUUAAAAUACCUCGACAUCUCGCAUAAUAAAAUCAGCAGGUUAGACGUCAAAAACUAUCCGUCUGAACCCAACUCGGGGGUCGUGACCUUUGACCUCCACAGCAAUAAUUUCACCACGAUUAACAUGGACGAGAUCAAAUCUUGGGCCAACGUUGAAAAUUUUUUCGUCGAUAUCAGAAACAACCCGAUCCACUGCGACUGUGAGUUAGCUAGUUUUUUACCCUAUCUUCAACAGGAAUCCACGUUCACCGGUCAGCUUGCGGCGUACGAGUACGUCAAAUUCCUCCAGUGCGCCACCCCUGAGGAUCUAGCAGGCAGGCCGCUCCACACCCUUACCCACUCCUCGCUCAUGUGCGCCGCCUAUGAAACCCACGACGAAGCCCUCAUCGCUCUGGGCGUUUCCCUCGGGAUCCUCCUCAUCCUCAUCAUCGUUUUAAUCCGCUACAAGAUCGAGAUCCGCAUCCUCCUCUACACGCGGCUACACCUGCGCCUACCCUGCGACGCGGAAGACCAGCGCCACAACAAAACCUACGACGCCUUCGUCUCGUACAGCAACGACGACGACACGUGGGUCUUUGAGAAUUUGAUCACCUUUUUAGAAAACCGACCGGUGGUCAAAACACAAUCAGAAGAUGACCCCUCACGUACGAAUGACAAGCAGGACAAGAAAAAGAAACCGGCGUCCGGUUCUUGGCUUGGGGAAAACAAACAGUUCAAGUUGUGUAUACACCAGCGAGAUUUUAUUCCGGGGAAGACAAUCUUCGACAACAUCGUGGACUCGAUCGAGUCGAGUCGACACACCAUCAUCGUGCUGUCGCCGAGUUUCUUGAAGAGCUACUGGGCCAUGGAGGAACUCAGGCAGGCGUACAGGCAGAGUUUGGUGGAGAAAACACGGCAUCUCAUUGUGUUGUUGCUGCAGAAGGUGCCGAAGGAAGAAAUGGACCCGUUGAUCAGACGCUGCUGUAGGACGUUCACCUACCUGGAUGUCAGCGACGCCUUGUUUAGAGACAGGCUCGUCUUCUCCCUCACGACUAAAGACAACAGUGCCAAGAGGAGGGACAGACUGAGAGCAGCCUCCAAGAAACACAAGACCCAGAGCCCGCCCAAGUCAGCCGGCGAGUCCCCCGUCUACGACACCGUGUCCUACUCCUCCAGCAGGCCCCGCCCCGAGCCCAUGCGAGGCCUGUCCGUCACCUCCACCUCCUCCACCCGAGCCCUCAACUCGCCGACCGGCUCGGAGCCGGAUCUGUACGAGAGCAUCUCCAGCCGGCAGCUCAGUCUCCCCACGUCGCAGCCGGGCGCGUACGAAAACAGCGCGUAUUACCCGGCGGAGAUUUCGAACCGGCAGCCGGCUGAGAUUUCAAACCGGCAACCGGUUUCAAACAGGCGGUCGUCGGAGCUGUCUAAUAGACUAGCAGAGGAGAUUAAUCACUCACAGGAACCGGAAAAUAGGAUGGUCGGAUUCUCGAACCGGUCGCCGGAAGAGAACAGCCGGCAUUAUGAACAUUUAAACUGGUCAUCGGAAACCAACGUCCGGCAAUUGUCCCCGCCCCGAGGAAAUUCCCGAGAAUUGUCCCCGCCCCGGGGAAAUUCCCGAGAAUUGUCCCCGCCCCGGGGAAAUUCCCGAGAAUUGUCCUCUCCAUUAGGACAUUCGUACACAUCAGGGUCACCCAUUGAUAAAUAUUGA